AUGAAGAAUUGGCCCUCCGCCAUCAACCGUGCCGUAGCAGAGAGCUUUGUCGGCCGCCGCUUCAGGUUGGAAGGGUCUGGUCAUCGAUAUGAGCGGAAAGGAACCCGUUUCCUAACUGAGGUCCGGGCGGGCCUCACCACCUUCUUUGCCAUGGCCUACAUUAUAUCUGUCAAUUCCACCAUCCUGACUGAAUCCGGCGGAACCUGCGUCUGCCACGAUCGCGCCAACAAAUCAUGCAUUGGAAACAUAGAAUACGACCUCUGUCUGAAUUCGCUCAGAAGAGAUUUUAUUACGGGCACUGCGGCAAUGGCUGCCCUUUCGUCAUUCUGCAUGGGCCUGUUUGCCAACAUGCCAAUUGCGCUCGCUCCUGGAAUGGGCUUGAAUGCAUACUUCACGUAUACCGUCGUCGGACCUCGUGGCUCCGGCCCUGUUCCCUACCGGCUUGCUCUUACUGCGGUUUUUGUCGAGGGAUUUGUCUUUGUGGGUCUGUCAGUAUUUGGCAUGCGCCAAUGGCUUGCAAGGGCUAUUCCCAGAGCGAUUAAGCUUGCUUCAAGCGUUGGUAUUGGAUUGUAUCUGUCUCUCAUUGGAUUAACCUACAGUGCUGGUAUUGGAGCCAUCACGGGUGGCAUAGCCACUCCCACAACCCUUGCAGGAUGUCUGGAAAGUGAAAUGGUAAAUGGUAUUUGCCCCUCCGGAGCUCGAAUGCGCAACCCAACGCUGUGGGUCGGUCUAUUCUGCGGGGGUGUUCUCACCUGCAUCCUCCUGAUGUACCGUGUAAAGGGGGCUAUCAUCAUCGGUAUUCUCCUUGUGUCCAUCAUUUCCUGGCCCCGCUCGACGAAUAUCACCUACUUCCCCCACACGCCCAAGGGAGACGAUUCGUUCGACUUCUUCAAGAAAGUGGUCACCUUCCACCCCAUCGAAAAGGUUCUUGUAGCUCAGGACUGGGAUUUGAGGAAAGCCGGCAGCCAAUUCGGUCUAGCGCUUAUAACCUUCCUUUAUGUCGACAUCCUCGACGCAACCGGCACCCUCUACUCCAUGGCACGCUACUGCGGUGCAAUUGACGAGAGAACACAGGAUUUUGAAGGAUCUGCCGUCGCCUACAUUGUCGACGCAUUGAGUAUUUCCAUCGGCUCCCUUAUGGGCUUGUCCCCCGUGACGGCCUUUAUUGAGUCAGGCGCGGGUAUUGCCGAGGGCGGCGCCACGGGACUCACUAGCAUGGUCACGGGCAUCUGUUUCUUCAUCGCGAUCUUCUUUGCGCCUAUAUUCGCCGCCAUCCCGCCUUGGGCGAUAGGUUGCACGCUCGUCCUGGUCGGUUCCAUGAUGAUCAAGGUCGCAUCGGAAAUCAACUGGUCAUAUAUCGGUGACGCGGUGCCUGCGUUUAUCACGCUGGCAGUCAUGCCGUUCACGUACUCGAUCGCGUAUGGGCUCAUAGGGGGCAUCAUGUCAUAUCUGCUGCUGAACACGGUGGCGUGGGUUAUCGAGAAAGCAUCAGGAGGCCGCAUUGUGCCUCAUAACAAGAAUUUGAAAGAGCCGUGGACAUGGAGGGUUUCUGGUGGGCUCCUGCCGGGGUGGAUCGCUCGGCUGUUGCGAGGGAGAAAGAGUUUCUGGCAAGAAGACGCCCUACACAGUGGUAAUCCCAACUGCUCCUCAACUACCACAAGCAACGGAGCAGAAGCCGAUGGAUGUGCCGCGACAACUGGAGAUAAUAGUGCCAUUGACAUUGCGACGUCUGCGAGUAAUAGCGGUGACUUACAAAAGGAGAAGUAG
Messenger RNA from Paracoccidioides brasiliensis Pb18, 1767 nucleotides. RefSeq lists its product as uncharacterized. Gene Ontology annotation, cellular component: plasma membrane. Gene Ontology annotation, molecular function: purine nucleobase transmembrane transporter activity. The transcript is spliced from 6 exons. The record is from RefSeq and is a predicted model, not a curated record. Gene Ontology annotation, biological process: transmembrane transport. Bases 1 to 1767 code for a protein of 588 amino acids.